AUGAGUUUCUUUGUUGUACCCUCGGUGUCAUACCAAACACAGCAGAAACUCAAGAAGCAUAAAGAUAAGAAAAAGGAGGAGAAGGAGAAGCAAAAGGAUAAGGACAAGGACAAGGGCAAGAGAAAGGACAAAGGAAAGGACAAAGACAAGGAUAAGGACAAGGAUAAGGACAAGGAUAAGGACAAGGACAAGGAUAGAGAUCACCACCACCACCAUCAUCAUCACCGGAGGGGUGCGGACCACAAGUUGUUACUGUCGACUGCAAGUAUACACAGCACAGAUAGUAACACCAGUUUCUCGUCAAAAAAGAACAAACUCAAGUCAGGAUGGAAUAUAUUUGGCGGAGGAAGCAACGCCGCUGGAGCAGCUGGUGACAGUAAGGGAAAUGGUAUCGAGUCGAGGGAGUCGCGCAGAUCCGAUGCUGCAGAUGCAAAGUCGUUCAUGUCCGAUAACUCGGCUGCUUCCUCCAGUACAACUCCUGUAGACAAUGACAAUGACAAUGACAAUGACAAUGACAAUGACGAUGACAACGACACAUCAGAGGCUUUUUACCCGCAACAGGCACGAAGCCCAGCAUCCCAGGCAAAUCGACUGAUUUCUUCAGAAAGCGGACUUCGUCACUCUCCAAGUCUUACUCCAUACCAUGAUUUCCAACUAAAGUCAAUGAGACACCACAGCCAUCCAGAUACGUCGCAAGAAAAGAAUCAGCUUCAAAAGCUGCAGCUGCAGCUACAGCUGCACCAGCAACUGGCUCUGGCAAAAAACAAACUAAGCGAGUCCAUUCAAAAAAGUCACACACUUUCUCCAAAAACACCACAGGUGGUAUCCCCCGAGGAAAUUGCUCGAGAAGAAGAACACCCAACCGUCAUUGCUUCAUACUAUCUCGAUUCAGAAUCGUUUAGAGUGACUCAAAGCACAGCAGGAGGCGUUUCAAAUAUAUUAUCCCAUGGUGGAGUGGGAGGAAGCGGAGCAGGAACUGUACUAGGAAUGGGAGGUGGAGGUGGAGGAGGAAUGUCUCCGAUUUCUCCGUUGACUCAAGUCCAGCCUCUGUCGAUUGUACACGGGUUUUCCCAAGCCCAGGUUUCGCCACGCACAUCGAGACCUAGGACCAAUUCCGUUUAUUCGGCAACUACUCCUCAAGUGUCUCCAGGUAACCCUAAUCCUCACUAUUUACUGAAUCAAAUGUUUCAUAGAAACAAUUCAGCUUCCAGCUUGAAUCAAGUCAACAGUUCACUGGUUGCAACUACUCCCCCAGUCAAGGAAUCGCAUCAAAAGUUUAGAAAACUAUCAUUUUUAACUUCGAGUGGCAACCACAAGAAGGAAGAUGCAUCGCCAGUGAUACCGGGCCCACUGCCAGAGGGCGAAUCGCCAGGAGGUGGGAACAGAUCACCGGCGAUGGCUUUAAACUCUUAUUUUCCCGAUACCUCGGCAUCACUGAGAAUCCCACCUUACAAGCCAGUGAUUAACUUGAGCGUUUACAACUCAACCAAAACUAUUCAAGAACAAUUUCUUAGCCCUGCUUUCCAAAUUUUCAGAUACAACAAUUUUCUCAAGAUUAUGAGCGAAUACCAUACAAGUGACGCCUUGAACUUUGCGAGAAUAAGAAACCAUUCACUUUUCAAAUUCAUAAUGCGUCAGAAAAACGGCAAAAACUUGGUUGAGCGCAAUGGGUUUUUCAACUCGGAGAACUAUACCACGUUGAACUCGACCGAAUCGGUACUUGCCUAUUUCCUCUAUGCCAAGACGAGAGACUUUCUCAGGACAUUGGUGAGACUAACUUCUCCUAAUGAAAAGUUGACGGGCCAUGAAGAAUUGACCCAGUGCAACUUUACAAACUAUGUGAGGUACUUGAUCAGCUUGCCCGAUGAAGAAACCAUUGAAGAUAAGGACUCGUUGACUGACUUGCAAAAGAAGCAUUAUGAAAUCAAGGCAAUCUUCAACACCAUAGGUUUAGCUCUAUACAAUUUGCACAAGAGAGAAGAAGACCCCAGUAAUGUCUCAGUCGAAUACAACGAAAACCCGAAAGCACUUAUAUCAAAGCUUUUGCUCGCUUGUAUUACCAAACUAUCAUACGAAUACAUUUUACUUGAAAAAUACCGGCUUGACAUGGCAACCAAGAUGCAUGGAAACCACUUGUUGGACAAGAGACAGCUCACAUUGCUAUUCAACCAGUACAAAGUGCUGAUCAGAACCCUUUCGAGGGAAAACGUCAAGGUGUUUGUAUACAACACGACGCAAUCUUUGCAGUACGGGUGGUAUCUCGCCAUCACCAUUCCCUUUGUGCGGUUCAUCGAGUCCCACGUAUACAACGAGGACCCCAACCUCAUCAACGACGAAGCAGAAUACGCCAAAGUCUUGAAAGAAACACCAAAGGAGGACUUUAAAAAAUCAGACGUCGAACUAUUUGAAACUUAUAUGAAAAAAUUAAACAUUGCAUCGUACCAGGAGUAUGACGCAAUGAGUUUGGACAAGCUCAUCAAGAUUGGCAAACAAGUUCAGGACCAGGCCAAACCGGUGCGUCCACCCGCUGCACCUAUCCCAUCAAUAGCCACCACGCCCAUGAUACCCGCUCCUUCAAUCUCAACUUCAUCACGCAAGCCCAUGAUUGAUCCACGCAGCGUCUUGCCGGCGUCAAGCUUCAGCCACAAGCCGACAAACAUUGAAUACUACGACUCCAGCAUGAGCCACAUUGCAUCCAACACAUUCAACUUGGUCCACUGUCGCGAUUUCGCGUAUCAGGCAACCGCGCAAAAUUACCGCACGUUGCUCUCCGAGUUUCACCGUAUUUUGAAGCCAGGAGGAUCCGUUGUGUUUGAUUCGAUUCAUUUCGGAGCACUAGCGUUGGAUAAACUCCACUCUGAGUUCCCCACGGGCGAGUUCCCCUCCGGUUGGACGCAUGACCCCAAGGCCCACGUCAGUAACGACGACAGGUUCCCCGCGAGGAUCCCCACCUACAUGCAGAGCUUGUUGACUGAGUUGCAUAAGAGAUUUGGAAAGGGUAAUGUCAAGUUUAGUGUCGCGUUGUUGAGCUCGAAUUUCGACCUCAAUAAUUACUUAAUCAAGUUUGUUGGGUUGAAGUUGUAUGAAUCUGUUGGCAUGGUUGAUGAAUACGUUGAAUAUUUUGAGCAGGCUGUUGAUGGAGAUGAGCUGAAGAUUAUCAAUACUUAUGGAAGCAGUGUGCAUUUUGGAUUCCAUGUUGAAGCUACAAAACAGGCUGAAAGCUGA
Messenger RNA from Lodderomyces beijingensis, 3225 nucleotides. The record is from the annotation of a GenBank genome assembly. NCBI's taxonomy places the organism in Eukaryota, Fungi, Ascomycota, Pichiomycetes, Serinales, Debaryomycetaceae.